UAAGAGGAGAAGCAAAUUUGCAAUAACCUUGCGAAUUAUGAAGUGGCGACCAAAAACUCUUCACAAUGCAAUGCUUCCAAUUAUGAUUCUAACCUGGGUUACUGGAUUAAGUUUAUUCGAAUACCCCUUGCAAACACCUCAACUAGGGCUUUCAUUUGUCUACAUUUUCAUAAACACUAGUGCUUACUACUACGCGUAUUCUCAUGAACCAAUUAUAGAAAUUUUAAAUCAAAAUGGAAUCAGGCAUAUUGUCUUCAAAAUUCUGAAAUACGCUAAUUUCUUUAUAUCAGCAUGCUGUGUUAUUAUCGGUUGGCAUUAUUACAGGGCAUACAAGAUUAUUAUUAAAAGAUUGGAAUUAUUAGAUGAAGCUUUGGAAAAUUUGGGUAUCCCAAAUAAUUAUCGGGCAAUUUUGAUAAAUUGUUGGAUAAAAACAUUCAUCUGGAUUACCAUGAUUGUCGUUGUUAUAUCAUUCGACAUACAUUUUUUAAUACAAAGGUUUGAUUUCGGCACAUGCUUGCACCUCUGUUAUUUACUUCAUUAUCCUAUUCACCUAAAUUCCGUGGUUGAUUUCACGUUUACGUCGAUACUCAAGUAA
Molecule: messenger RNA, 595 nt
Organism: Belonocnema kinseyi
Lineage: Eukaryota; Metazoa; Arthropoda; Insecta; Hymenoptera; Cynipidae
Exons: 2
Coding region: 38-595 (185 amino acids)
Source: RefSeq, a predicted model, not a curated record